AAUUAGAAUCAAAAAUGUCAUCGAAGUUCUUACCUCCGGUUGCUUUUCGGUUUUAUGAUAGUAGUAGAUGGACCAAAUCAAGUUUGGAUAAUUGGUCAGAUAUUCAACUGCAAAAUUUACUAAAAUUGAAAAUAAAUCGAGUUGCUAUUGUUCAACAAUUGAAAGUAGAGCACAUUUUAGAUUAUUUACAUGACGAGGGUGUGCUAACGAGGAGAGAAUGUGAUUUUAUUAUUGGCUGCGAAAACCCAACGGACAGGGCACGGAUUCUUGUUGAUAUUUUACCCACAAAAACAGGUCAAUGUGAUUGGUACAAAUUAUUUAAGAAGUCUUUAAUGAAUCCGGAUACCGAUUCAGAGGAUAUAAAGAAGCAAUACAGGAUGCUAAUUGAUUUUAUGGAGAAUACUCUAUUACCUGAGCAAUUACAAGUCGAAACGGAAAGACGAGGAAGUGAUGCUGGAAGAUUACCUUACUACAGGCCUAUACCAGGUAUAAGUAAAUUCUGGACUGGGACGAAAGAAGCUCCUCGAACUUCAGAGACGGAUGAAGAGAAUGGCCGCAGUGGACGAAGAAAGAAAAAAUGUUCUUUUACAUUAGUAGAUUUAGACGAAGCAAAUGUGAUAUUUCCGGCCUGGUACCAAUCAAAAUUAACUGAGUCGGAUAGACUCUUCAAUCAACUGUCUCAGUCAAAAAAAGAGGAAGAUAAAAAGCAGUUAAGUAGAGAAGAAACUGCAUUGGAAACUAUGAAAAAACUGGAAUUUCUUUUUACGCUACAAAAUGAUGAUCUAUUAACAGAUGAAUUUGAAUUAUGUUUAUCCAACUUUUUCCAUAAAUUUGUUACGGAUACUCAUUACAUUCCUGCAUAUUUAAAAUAUUUACACUCUCUUAAAGAUUCAAAUUCCAUUGAUAUUAUUGAUGAAGUCUCUUCAAGAAUGAUAGAAAUAUUGAAUGAACCUAAAACGAAGACUGAACGAGAUUUGAUCAAAAUUUUUGAAAUUGUACUUGGUCUAGCAGAUAUCUUACUAGAAAUGGGUAAUGAAAACAAAGCCGAAAAUCUCUUAAGAGCAGCUAAGAAUCUAACAAAUCCGGAUGUAGUUUGGUAUUAUAGAUUGGACGCUGUACUCAUAAAAAUCCACAUAGACAGGGCUGAAUUUAAUGAAGCUAGGGCUUUAAUUCAAGAAUCUCCAAAGUUUGAGAAGAGCGCAAUUUAUGUACAAACAGCGAGGUUGAACAGAGAAGAAGGUAACCUAGAGGCCGCAUUGGAAUACAGUAAAAAAGCGUUAGAAGAAGCUGCUGGUGAAGAAACGUUUAAAACAGAAGAUUCUAUAAAUGCAAAAAUUGAGAUGUCAUUGACGGAAGCCUUAAUGUGGAGGUUGAAAGACGCAGAAGAAACAUCUCAAAAUGCUUUUUUGGUUGCAGAAGCUAAUUAUGGAAAACGUCAUCCAAUCUUUUAUAGAGCAUGUUUGAACUAUUUUGAAAUUUUGAAGCAAUUUAACAACGAUAUUGAAUUAUAUAAACUCACAAAAAGACUUUUAUACAGUGUUGAAACGUGUUAUGAUUCAGGUCUUUCUUUAUUAGUAGCUGAUGUUAACCGAUUAAUGGCAAGCAUCAUGAUUGCCCUACAACAGGAUCAAUCCAAAUGGUACAAUUGUGCAACGAAAGCUGUAGAAACGGCUCAGGAACUUUAUCCACCAAAUCAUCCUAAAAUAGCAUACUUUCGUGCUACACUUGCUCAAUGUCUUUACUGUGUGGGCCGUUUAGAAAACAAAAAGGAAGAACUUACAUGGGCCGAAAAAGAAGCGUCUACGGUUCUGGAAAUGUACCGGCUACAUUGGGGUGAAGAGAGCAUUAAAACAGCUUUAGCAACAGCCCUCCUAGCUCAAAUUCAAACGAAAUUAGGAAAGACUGAUGAAGCAAGAGCUGCUCUCGAAGUUAUUGAACAACGUCACUCAAGUACAUAUUUACAAGUAUUAAUUGGUUCAUUCUACAACGAAAUAUCCGCUCCAGUUGAAGCUAUUAAUAUACUCAGAAAAGCUUUGCAACCUCCGCCAUACACUCAAAAAGUUUUCUUGAAAUGGAUUAGUAAAGCAUUUGAAUUGCUUAACGCACUUUUACACGCUUGUGGUAAUAUACAAGGAGCCUACGAAAUCGAGUCAGAGUAUUCAGACUGGGCAGUGGCUAACAAUGAAUUAAACGUUGAAUGGGCAACGGUGUUUAUCAUUUGCGGAAAAUAA
Dimorphilus gyrociliatus is the source of this 2231-nucleotide messenger RNA. The record is from the annotation of a GenBank genome assembly. Lineage: Eukaryota; Metazoa; Annelida; Polychaeta; Dinophilidae.